Molecule: messenger RNA, 2892 nt
Organism: Ochlerotatus camptorhynchus
Lineage: Eukaryota; Metazoa; Arthropoda; Insecta; Diptera; Culicidae
Gene: mrj
Product: mrj
Exons: 9
Coding region: 1298-2359 (353 amino acids)
Cellular component (GO): nucleus; cytoplasm
Molecular function (GO): protein folding chaperone; protein-folding chaperone binding
Source: RefSeq, a predicted model, not a curated record
UUUAGUACACUGCCCCGUAAAGACAUCCCGUCGUGUGUCGUGUGCGAACGUAUCCGUGUUUUGAAUCCGCAUUUGCGCGAUUCAAUUUAGUGUGUAGCCACACACACCCACCUCCACCCCAAAUACACCGUUGAAUCGGUUUGACAAACCCGACGUUUCAUUGUACCCGUGUGUCUCAGCCGCGGCCACACCUCCAGAAAUAAUACCGUCUGCCGAAGAGUGCAUAAUUUCUGCGAUCGAUUACCGUGGGUCAGUUCCAGAGUUCGGUAGCAAGCAAGUAGGAAGCAUCCUCAGCUCCGUGCCGUGUGCGUUCCGUGUGUGUCAAAAGUCAAUCGCCUCGACCGCAGACCGACGACGUUCGACUGCCGCCCACUAUCUAUCUGGCUAGGAUUUUUCGCCGCAAAAUCGAAAUUCGAUUUUGGAUGUUCAACCUUCCAGAGGAGGAACACUGCUGUUGAACCCGUUCGUUCGCUCGUUCGCGUUGGGUUCUGUGUUGUGGGAAGUGAAAAUCGAUUUCUCGUCGGUUCCGGAAUUGCGCCUAUAAACAAGUGUCUAGGGUGAUUGUGAUUGUGAAACUUCGAGUUUCUAUGGAAAAUUCUGUGUGCUGAAGAAGAAAGUCGGAAAAAAUUUGUGGUUUACUGAUGCGGGUGAUUUAGGAAGUGCUGAAAAAUUUUCCAUUCGAGAGAGAAGAUCAGUCAGUGUGAAAGAAGCUUACCUGAGUGGGAUCUUCAUCCCGAGAAGCGAAGAAAAAGGAGUUGAAAAAUAUUUCUGCAGUGUUUAGAGUAACUAGACGUCGCCGUCGUCGUUGAGCCUUUGUUGAUGUGUCUGCAUUGUUGGUGAAUUGUGUCAGAGGAGUGUAGAGUGUAAGCCAGGCGGAGCAGAGCGUACCCACUGGUCGCCAAACCAAGCAGUCGACACCCCGACGAGUUUAUCAGCAAGAAAACAGUUCACUUAUUUACACGUAGAACAAAGUACAACUCUUAGUGUUACUUUAAGCAAUAGAAGCAGUACGUAGAGUUAGAUUUUGAAGCAAAAAAUCAACCGGAGCUUAUCAAAUUGUCCCCAGUGAAACAUCAGCUGCUGAUACAGCAACAUCCAAGCAAAUUCACAAUGAUUGAUCUCGUUUAGGAAAACAAAUCCAGUUCUACUGAUAUUUAUAGGAUAUAGAUUGAUCAGUUGGAAGAGCAAGGCCAAGUAGCGGUCGUGUAUUCAGCAGAAAAUAAAAAUCUAGGAAACUAAUUCUUCGCUGACAUCAAACACCGAAACAAACAAACACUCACACAAAGACACAUUCAAAAUGGUAGACUACUACAAAGUGUUAGAAGUUCCCCGGAACGCCACAGAGGCAGAAAUCAAAAAAGCAUAUAAAAAACUAGCGCUACGAUGGCACCCGGACAAAAAUCCCGAUAAUCCAGAGGAAUCGAACAGACGUUUCAAGGAGAUCUCAGAGUCGUACGAAGUUCUAUCAGAUGCCUACAAACGACACAUUUACGACGCCCGAAGCUCACGGAAGAGUGCCACCGGCGGCGAGCGUUACGCCACGAGCGGCGGUGGCAUGCGUGACAGCAGCAAUUACACUGCUUACAACAAUCGUGACUACAGCAGUGGCAAGUACGGUGGCCACUUCGACCAUUGGUCCUACGGACGGUACGGCAGCGGUGGGACACGGUCCCACGGGAACAGUGGGACCGGGGGUCGCGAGAACAGCCGUACGUUUUCGUUUCGAGGAUUUUUCGAGACGACGCCGUUUUUCCGCUUCUUUGAGAAAAAACGUCGCAUCUAUGACCAGUACGGCAAGGAAGGUUUGAUAAACAAUGGGGCCGAUCGCUACCACCAGAGCAGCCGACACCGGCGGCACAACGGCGGAGGCAUCCACGACGAAUUCGACAUUUUCGGAGGAUUCCCGUUCACAUUCCGCGAUCCGGAAGAGGUGUUCCGCGAGUUCUUCGGUGGCUCGCCGUUUGAGGAGAUUUUCAGGGUGACGUCGCACCACCACAACGGACGCCGGGCGAAUGGUGCCGGCAAUGGUCAGCGACACUCCCACCCGCAGAAUGUGAUCAGCUCGCCCUUCAUGUCCCCGUUCAUGAGCUUUAACCUGAUGGACGACUUAUUCAACGGGGACCCGAUGGGACACCGGGGCGGCGGCGGCGGCGGUUUCACCUCUAUAUCCGAGUUCAGCGUCGGUAGCGGACCGGUGAAACGAACGUCCACCUCGACCACCUUCGUCAAUGGCAAGAAGCUAAUGACCAAAAAGGUUUACGAGAACGGCACUGAGACGAUAAUGUCCUACGAGAACGAUGUACUGAAGUCAAAGACUGUAAACGGAGUCGCUCAAGCUAUAUCCAGUUAUAACCACUAGGAACACAGCGCAGCUCUAGCUACCACUGCAAAUUACUAUAACUACUACUACUACUACUAGCACUACCUAUUACAUCAAUUUUGUUCGUGUAGGAGAGAGUCACGCAGCCGAGGUCGAGCGGAGAGAAAGAACGCAUAGCAUUAAUUAUAAACCUUAUACAAACUAGUAGAUACUGGUGAUUUACUACCUUACAACGUGUACUGCUGUAGAAUUAUCGCGGAUCGUUGAUUUUUUUAAAAAUAAUUUGUGUAUAGUUUGAUCAAUUUGGACUAAACGACCCCAAAAGUCUGCCAUGAUACCAAAUUUGCAGCAGCAGAUGUUUGUGACAUAACUGCUAGACGAUUGCCCACAAACGCAUAAACAAUUCGCACUCACAAAAUACACUCACGUCGUGAAAAAAACACUAGCAACACAUUCACACAACAAUUCACUCACUGCAACAUCAUACACAUAAACAAUCGAACUGAGCAAAAUUAAAUUGCUUAUUAAUCAUUUGAACUCUGUAAUAUACUUGUGAAAGAAGCUUACUGAAA